AUGCGUUACUCCUACACUGCUGUCCCCCUGGCCUUUGCCGCCCGUGCCGCCGCCGUCGCUAGCGACGCCUGGGCUUUCGGAAACGGGUUCUACACCGGCCCUCCCUCCGCCGGUCACAUCACCAAGGCCACCUGGUCCCUGGUCGCCCCCUCCGUCCCCUCGGACGUCGAGGUCUCGAACUCGGACGACGAGGUCUGGGUUUCCCUGUGGGUCGGUGUCUCUGCGAGCGCCGGUUCCUACGACGAUGACCUGUACCAGCCUCUGCUGAACUGGUCUCCGGACAACGAGUCUCAGGGCUGCCCUGCCUCCGACUCCGAGUGGUGUGUUGCUGCCAGCACCUACACUCCCGACGGCCAGAACGGCCAGGCCUACGUGACCGUCCCCAAGGACUCCCAGAUCGACUUCGAGGUCUACGUUGAGGACGACAAGGUCUACCAGGUCGUUUCCAUUGACGGCAAGACCGUCUCCAAGGAGAGCGACACCCUCGACCACCCCCUCCAGUACCUCUACUCCGGUGACGAGUGCUACACCGGCUCCGGUGACUGCGGUACCCUCGCUUCCUACAGCUGGAACAACAUCACCAUCACCCUGAGCGAGAAGAACGAGGCCUUCGGCACCACCCUGGACCUGUACAGCGGCUCCAGCUCCAACGGGUUCACCACCCCGGACAGCGGAAAGACCUGGGUCCUUGACUCGGUUGUGAUCAACAAGGACACCUUUGCUGAUGUCGAGACCAAAUAA
Aspergillus heteromorphus CBS 117.55 is the source of this 741-nucleotide messenger RNA. RefSeq lists its product as uncharacterized. The transcript is spliced from 6 exons. The coding region runs from base 1 to 741 and encodes 246 amino acids. The record is from RefSeq and is a predicted model, not a curated record. NCBI's taxonomy places the organism in Eukaryota, Fungi, Ascomycota, Eurotiomycetes, Eurotiales, Aspergillaceae.